UUACAGUCUUAAGUUCCUAUCUGGAAGCAUCCUAAGGAAGAAAUGCUGGAUAUAAAAUGUGCUUGGACUAUGGAGCAGGAGAAGGGUUAGCAGUAGGUGUCUGGAAUAUAAGAACCUGUGAGCACAGCAGUGGUAAUGAUGACAGGGAGGCUGUAUGCGUAAGAGCGACAGACCGAGAGAGAAAGACAGCGGGACAGACACUGUAUGUAUGUGAGAGGAAAGCGAAAAAGAGCCGCGGAAUGUGGAAGCCCGGCCGCUGGCGCUGCUGACUCUCGGGGGCGGUGCCGGUUGAGGCACCGAGAGAUCCGCCCCACGUCUCCGGCUGCGGUUGUCCCCUCCGCGUUGUGUGUCCCUGCCGAGGCCCCGUAGCAGGGCGGAUGUUGUGAGGAGCCGCUGCCGGGGCUGGGCGAGCCAGGCGUGGGGUGGCGGUGAGCAGCAGCAGCAGCAGCAGCGGGCUCUUGCCGGGGCUCUGCGUGUGGAGGAGCCACCUAGACGGGGUGGGCGAGGGGUGACUGCAGAGGCCUGGUUUGGGGGCUGGGACUAGGCCCGGGUCAGCGCCGAACAACUGCUUGCCCAAGCGGCGGGGCGGCUGGUGAACCUGUCCUAAGACCUCCAGGGUGGCUUGUCAGGCUCAGGCAGGGAGGGAAGCAGCCGGCGGCGAAGGGAAGGCGCUUGGAGGGCACAGCGUGCCACCCGGCGUGGCGACAAAGCACUCAGCGGACCAUUCCGUGGAGCCAUUGCUGGGGAGAGGAGUCACUGCACUUGGCUUGGAUGUGUCGAGAGGCCUUUUUCGGGGAGAGGCUUCCAAUUCUUAGCCGCCGCCGCGCUCCACCAUAUGCUUUUUAAGAUAUGGUGACCAUGACUGAGACUUACUUCUGAAUAAACCUGCAAAGGAUUGUGCUGGCAAAGACCUUGCUUUGAGGUUUGUGAGUAUUCACGCUGACCUGAAUUAUGACAUCAAGAGGUUCUGGCACAACAUUUUCUCGGAAGAAUUAUAGGUUAAGCACAGAGCCUGAGAAGUCCAAGGUUGCAGGCAUAGUGAACAGCAGGCUCCUGAAUGAUUAUCUGCAUCGCAUCUUCCCCAGUGCCAAUGGAACUCAGGCUACUGCUGCAUACAGAAAGCACCUCUCAUUUCAAAACUUACAAGAACACGUAGAACGAUUGAUGGCAGAAAAUGCUGGCUCAGAAGAUGGUCAAGAUCAAGGAGUAGAGGGCAGACUUGGCCCUUCUACUGUGGUGUUGGAUCACACCAGUGGUUUUGAGGGACUUCUGCUGGUGGAUGAUGACCUACUUGGGGUAAUUGGACAUAGUAACUUUGGCUCUAUAAGGGCUACUACCUGUGUGUAUAAAGGAAAAUGGAUCUAUGAGGUGCUGAUUUCAUCCCAGGGUCUCAUGCAAAUUGGCUGGUGCACUCUCAGUUGUCGGUUCAAUCAAGAGGAAGGAGUUGGAGACACUCCAGAUUCAUAUGCCUACGAUGGGAAUCGAGUGCGCAAAUGGAAUGUGACUACAACCAACUAUGGUAAAUCUUGGGCAGCAGGAGAUAUUGUCAGCUGUUUGAUAGACCUGGAUGAGGGAAGCAUUUCUUUCUGCCUGAACGGUGUGUCUCUGGGAACAGCUUUUGAUAACAUCUCACGAGGCUCUGGCAUGGCUUAUUUCCCUGCUAUCAGCCUGUCAUUCAAGGAAUCAGUUGCUUUUAACUUUGGCAGCCGCCCUCUCCGAUAUCCAGUGGAGGGAUAUCGACCCCUACAGGACAAACCUGCUGCAGAUCUGAUGAAAGCUCAGAAGCUGUUAGGGUACCUGAAGAACGUUAUUCAUAUUGGAAUAGAUGUUACGGAAGGGAAGCUGGUGGAAAGAGACACUUCCACAUGGCAACUCCAGGGGGACCCAACAGUUUUGAUCACCCUGGCACACAUUUUUAACCGUUUUGCCCCCCUUAUGUGCAAAGUAUAUUUGGUAGAAGAUGUGCUUAUGAGCUUUCUACUCAGCAUCCUGGAAGGGGGAGGGUCUGUGGAAGCACACCCUCUUAUUCAGCAGUUACUGGAUCUCAUGUGGCUUCUCAUGGAGGAUUAUGAAGUACAUGAAUGCCUCAAGCAGCUGCUGAUGUCCUUGCUCAGGGCUUACCGCUUCUCUCCCAUUGUUCCUGAUCUUGGCUUACAGAUUUACUACCUCCGUCUCACUAUUGCUGUACUGAAGCAUGAGAAAUCCAGAAAGUACCUACUUCACAAUGUCCUAUUUGAUGUGCUCCGCUCAGUUGUGUUUUUUUACAUCAAGAGCCCCUUGCGUGUGGAGGAGGCUGGUUUGCAGGAGCUCAUUCCCACCACCUGGUGGCCAAACAGCUUCAACAAAGAGGGUAAAGAAAGUAAAGACAUUAAGGAGGAGAGCGCUGAGGAGAGGCUGAGGAGGCGAGCAUAUGAAAGAGGCUGCCAGCGGCUCAAGAAACGCAUUGAAGUGGUAGAGGAACUCCAAGUGCAGAUACUGAAGUUGCUGUUAAACAAUAAAGACCAUGGAGGGGGAGGAGCUUCCAGAUAUAUCUUUCUAAAUAAGUUCCGCAAGUUUCUUCAGGAAAAUGCCAGCAAUCGAGGGAAUCUGACUGUGCUAUGCCCUCCAGAGUAUAUGGUUUGCUUCUUGCAUCGACUCAUCUCGGCCUUGAGACAUUACUGGGAUGAGCACAAGGUGAAGAACCCUUUAGCACUGAGCAGUGAAGAUGCAUAUGUCCCCCCUCAGCUCUUCUAUAAUGGGAAGGUAGAUUACUUUGACCUCCAGCGGCUUGGGGGGCUCUUAUCUCAUCUCAAGAAGACCCUCAAAGAUGACCUUGCCUCGAAGGCAAAUAUUUUGAUUGAUCCUGCAGAACUUCAGGCUGUGACAAUGGAUGAUCUUGAUGAAGAUGAAGAGUCAGCGGUGUCAACAGUACAACGUCCAGCUGCUGCUUUGGCAAUUGGAGGUGCCUUGGCCAGGCCAAGCUGGCUCAGUUCACCUACCCUGGGGCGAGCUAACCGCUUCCUCAGUACUGCAGCUGUUAGCCUUAUGACUCCAAGGCGGUCACCAGGUGCCUCAGAGAAGGUAAAAGUUCGUACGUUGAACAUGGAACAACGGACAGAGGAAGACAUUGAAGGCAGCCAUGGAAAUGAAGGCCUUUUAUCGGGGAAACCUGCAGAAGAGCCAGAACAUCCAAUAACUGAGAAUUCUCUUUUGGAAAUCUUGGAUGGAAUAGUCAUGAUGUACAACCUCAGCGUGCAUCAGCAGCUUGGUAAGAUGGUGGGUGUUUCCGAUGAUGUGAAUGAGUAUGCCAUGGCACUGAAAGACACUGAAGAAAAGAUUAGCCGAUGCCCAAAGAGGAGAAGAGAUAUCUGUGAAGAACUGGUGAAAAGUCAAAAGGUUUUCUCUGAAAAGCUUAAUCACCUGAGUCGCCGGCUUGCUUGGAUCAACGUUACUAUAUAUUCAAAGGAGAAGAUGCAAGAUAUAUACUGGCUGCUACAGGUAUGCAUCCGCACUAUUGAACAUGGAGACAGGAUUGGUUCGCUCUUUGCAUUUAUGCCAGAAUUCUAUCUGAGUGUGGCUAUGAAUAGCUACAGUGCUCUCAAGAACUACUUCAGUCCUGUCAACAGCAUGGAAGAGUUACCAGGCUAUGAAGAGACCUUGACACAUCUUGCUGCCAUUUUAGCCAAGCACUUUGCUGACUCCAGGAUUGUGGGCACUGACAUCAGAGACUCCCUCAUGCAGGCAUUGGCCAGCUAUGUUUGCUACCCCCACUCACUCCGUGCUGUAGAGAGGAUUCCAAAAGAGCAGAGGAUAUCCAUGAUGAGGAACCUGCUGGCCCCCUAUGAACAAAGACCUUGGGCUCAGACCAACUGGAUCCUUGUACGACUGUGGCGAGGCUGUGGAUUUGGAUACAGGUACACACGGCUGCCUCAUCUGCUGAAAACCAAGCCAGAGGAUGCUAAUCUCCCCAGUUUGCAAAAGCCUUGUCCCUCCACCCUGCUGCAGCGACACAUGGCGGAUCUGCUGCGAAGUGACCGGGAAAUGGCACCCAGUUUCCUUAACAGUGUGCUGAACCAGCUGAACUGGGCCUUCUCUGAGUUCAUUGGCAUGAUUCAGGAGAUCCAGCAAGCUGCAGAGCGCCUGGAAAGAAACUUUGUAGACAGCCGCCAGUUGAAAGUGUGUGCAACUUGCUUUGAUCUGUCGGUGAGCCUGCUCAGGGUCUUGGAAAUGACGGUCACACUGGCUCCUGAGAUCUUCCUAGACUGGAGUCGCCCAUCAUCAGAGCUAUUACUCAGGAGACUUGCCCAGCUGUUUAAUCAGGUGCUGAAUCGUGUGACAGCUGAGCGGAACCUGUUUGACAGAGUGGUCAACCUUCGUCUGCCAGGACUGGAGAGUGUAGAUCACUAUCCAAUCCUUGUGGCUGUGACAGGAAUUCUGGUCCGGCUCCUUGUUGAUACUGAGUUCCAGGGGGCUGAGCGGGCAACAGCUGUGCUGCUGGCAGAUCCCUGUUUCCAGCUCCGUUCUAUUCAGUACUUGUUGGGGCACACAGAGCCUUUAGUACUGGGAAUGGCAUCACCUUCUGCUGACAAGAAACAUUUCUCCCUGCAAAGUUACACUGAUUACAUCAGCCAGGAAGAGCUAGCCAAGGUGGAACAAAUGCUGGGCUACCUCAGUGAAGAGUCCAAGCAGGCAGCAGCCUCCACCUUGCCCACCAGUGAGGAGGACCUGUGCCCUAUCUGCUAUGCGCAUCCAAUCUCCGCCGUAUUCAAGCCAUGCUCCCACAAGUCCUGCAAAGCCUGUAUCAACCAGCACCUGAUGAACAACAAGGACUGCUUCUUCUGCAAAGCCACCAUCACGGGUGUGGAUGAUUACAUUAAGCCAGCCACCUCCUAGUGCCUGGACCCUGCAGGGCAGGGCCACAUGUCCAGGCAGCUUCUCCAUAGGGUGGACUCUCUUUGCUCCGACAGCACCUCUGUCAAAGGCGGCUGCUGUUCAGCACAGCUGAGCUCAGUGUUUUUAAAAAUGUAUAACACCUCUUGCAGUCCAGGCACUGCCAUUAUGCAUCACCUAGGCCACAUCAUAUCCUUCAAUCCCCCUUAAUUUAGAUACAUUUUCUGUUGCUGUCAUUGACUCCAAGCCAACAGGCAUUGGGCUUUUCCAGUGGGGCAUGGAUAAGGAGGCUGAACACGCUCAGGUUCUCUACCUCAGCCUGAAUCUGUAGCUCCUUUUCUGCAUCUGCCCUAAGAAUCCUGUCUUGUACUGUAGCUGGGACACAUCCUCUUUGGUGUGGUGCUUUUCUUGAUGGGGUAAAAGUUGAUCCCACAGCCAGCAUUGCUACUGUGAGUCUAGCUGCUCACUGGCCAAGUGUGUUCUUGCUGCUGCAGCGCUUUGCUGUUUGACAAGUGCGUGUGUUGCUCAGAGUUGGUUCAAAUACUUAUGCAGGCAUGUGGUGCAAUUACCCAUCCACCUAUACCACCUGAUGUUAGCUUUGGCCACGGAGGGAGAAUCUGACAAGCCAUGCUCCCACAUGUAGUCAGAAGUGGUGCUGGUAAACAAAAGACGGUACCAUCUGUCUGCCUAAACAUUUGAUUGCUUUUUGUACAUCUGGUUCCUUUCCUCUGAGGGUAAGGACAGCUAGAUAAACAUAGCAAAGACACAAGACCUGGCUUUUGGUUUGGGGAGCUUAGUGAUGCAACAACAGGCACCCUGUGCUAUUUUAACCGAAGCACAGAGAUGAAACCCACAACCACCAGAGGAAUAAGUCUGAACAGACUUGUAGCUUUCUCCAAGGAAAAACAUCAGAUAUAGGAGGGGCCAUAGUUGGGCCUAUGCAUUGUAUACUGGUUAGGAGAAGUACUAGCUAGGUUGAUUUUAUGGGCUAUUUCAGGGGUGUACCUGAUAGCACUGCUCUCUCCCACCAGCAGAAGGUGCCCAUGGCACCAGCCCUUCACUGUGUGACCAGGCUGCCUGUACUAUCCAGGAACAGACAAGGAUGGUUGUUUGUUUUUUAAAAUUUACUAACUGUGUGUGACUUGUGACCAGAAGUGUCAGGGAGAGCAGCAAGCAUUGUGCUUGAAGCAAGGAAUGUAACUUGUGUGCAUCCAUGAUUGUCUCUCCCCUCACUGCCCUCCAAAGUGGAAGGGGUGUUACUUCCAUACAAUGGAUUAUUAUUAA
Messenger RNA from Rhineura floridana, 6153 nucleotides. It is a transcript of the gene RNF123, whose product is annotated as ring finger protein 123. Gene Ontology annotation, molecular function: protein binding; ubiquitin-protein transferase activity. The record is from RefSeq and is a predicted model, not a curated record. Gene Ontology annotation, cellular component: cytoplasm. The transcript is spliced from 41 exons. The coding region runs from base 952 to 4872 and encodes 1306 amino acids. Lineage: Eukaryota; Metazoa; Chordata; Lepidosauria; Squamata; Rhineuridae.